AUGCUCGCGUGGCUCACCCUCCUCAUGGGCCUUUCCAUCAGUCUACUAUUCGGCGCGACCACUGCAACAUCUGCCCAGUUCUUGAGCCCCGAGGCGCAGGCUAAUCGUACCGCACAUGGUCUGAUCAUCCUUGAGCGUUACUCGAUUGCGGACUUCUACUGGUCGUUGUAUCUAGGUCCUUAUGGUGUGAAGAUGAAUGCCUGCAAACCAGGAGACUUCAAGCUCGGCUCGCAGAUAGGUGAUUUCGACUACGAUCGCAACGACAUCAACAACCCCCCAAACCCACCCGCGACGGAGCUACCUGUUCCCGAGUGGAUGGGCCGCAAGGACUGCAACUGGAAGACCAACGGUCACGGUGAUGUCGGUCAGUUCGUAUGUGGCGACUGGAUGAUCUACGACUGUGAGCGAGAUGCGAGUUGGAACGAUGGAGCGAUCUCAUGUACCGGCCAAGGUUGGUCGUACCAUCGGGGAUACGCCUGCAAUUUCUAG
Molecule: messenger RNA, 489 nt
Organism: Alternaria metachromatica
Lineage: Eukaryota; Fungi; Ascomycota; Dothideomycetes; Pleosporales; Pleosporaceae
Exons: 3
Coding region: 1-489 (162 amino acids)
Source: RefSeq, a predicted model, not a curated record